CGAGCGCACCGCAACCGGCAAAGGUAUUCAGCCCUACAAAUAACCUGGGUGGCCUUUUCAGCCAGGCGGGCACACCAUCGGACACCACCUCGAGCAUGAGUUCAUUCAGCACCAGUGGUGCUCCGAACUUGCAGCUAAUGAGUCCCGAAUCGGUGGAUUCGGUGAUGCUAACCAUGUCACCAGUGGAUAUGAAUAAUCAUCGCAAUGGCAUUGGAGGUUUAGCGUGCGAUGCUACGCCGACGUCUGCCAACGGCAAUCUCAGCACUUUCAAGUCAAAUAAUCUCGUACCGGUGCCCACAAAGGGUAUGAAGGCCUCAGACAAUGGCAUACGGCCACAGCGUCCUAAGCCGCCAAACACUCUAAACUUAGACUUGCGCAAACCGCCCGCACCCCCAUUGCGCUGUUUCAAACCACUCACGCCCAGCAGUCCACUGCCAUCGGAUCAUGCAUUGAACUCAGCAAAUAACUUUACCGUAACUACAACGGUCACUUUCUCUAUGGAGAACAAUAACUCACCACAAUUUGUCGAGGUUACCACACCAGCCACAGCUACCAAUAUGAUCGCCUCAAGCGCGCUUAACUCGAAUGCGACUUUCCAAACUUUCUCGAAGCGCUUAUCUCCCGAGGGCGAGUGCAAGGAUACGCUCUCGUCACAGGGUUCUUCAAAUGGCAGCCGCUGGCAAUCACAGAGCAGCAAAGACUCGAAUCACAGCCAAAGGAAGAUUCUCUCACCAUGCUCGGCUGGCACACCCACAAGUGUUUUAGGCAGCAGUAGCAGUAAAUCGCGCCGAGCUAAGGCGCGCAAGGAAUCCAAACACUAUCAGGAGUCCGAUAUACUGGAAAGUCCACAGAUAUACUGCCGCAGCGCUUUGGGUGAUAAAAUUAGCGACUAUGAGGAUUUAUGGACCCAGGAGUCGAAUGAACGCACCGGCUUGCUUAGUAGCUUCAAGCCUGCGGAAGGCGCGCAGGCCACAAUCACUUCCCUCAGCGCCAACUUGCUUUCACCAGCCAACUCUUCCGUUGCUUCGGUCAGCCCGCCACACAAUUGCGAACCCUCGCCCACACCCACUGCCGAUGCCCCCUCUUGCGACACCCAACAGCUCAUACAAUUCUCGGCUGAUGCCCUGCCUCGUUCGCGCGCUGGCCUACUCUUGCCCGGCCUCAUGAGCCAAUCCCUUUCUGAGGAGCAAUUCAAAAUUUGCGAACUAAACGAGGGUGACACCACACCCACAGCAGACACGCCUGCCUCACGUAGCAAGCAAGGCAGCCCCUUCUAUGCCGAACCUGCCGACGCUUUGCGCGAAGCAGGUCUUACCACGGCUAGCAUACUACGACGUUCGCAACGUGGUCCACUCUUGCCCGCAAACCAUCGACAUUCAGAGCCGCCAAAAAGCGGUUUUGCGCGCACCCCUAUAUGCCCGCUGCUUAUACCCAAAGAAUUCGAAAAAAUCGCUGGCAGUCUAGAUGAGCUGAAGAAAAAACAGCAACAACCGGCAGAGCAACAGGCCUCAACACAGCCACAGCAACAGCAGCCCACAAAACGUGCACGUGCACGCUUUGAGCAAUGGCAGCUCGACAGCAGUUGGGAGUUUAUGGGCAAGCAAGAUGAGGAUGAUGAUUAUGAUGACGACGCAGAUGAACAUGCUGCCAGCAAUAACUAUGGCGAUUACGAUACGGCGGAACAGUGGCGUCAACAUCCUGCGGGCGCACAGGAAAAGGAAAACUCAUUGGGUCGCGAGGCCAACAAAGAGAAUAAGCAGAAGCCGCUGACGGUGCAUCAAAUAAUUGCAAAGCGUUUUCCCGAUUUAAAUCUGCCAGAGCUGGUGCGUUGCUCCACGCCACCACAGCAAACAUAUCUACAGCAGCAUCAAAACGGCCAAAUCGGUCAAAAGCUGUUAAGCGAACAUCAUGGCAGCCAGAAGUCCUUCGACAGUCAGACAGGUUCUCGACUCUCGUCGUACGACAAUGUCGGCGGCACUUAUUCCUUCUGUCAGUCAUUUUUCAACGGCAUCGAUUCAGCGCAGUCGGAUGAUGGCACUGUUUUUUCGGAGCCAUGGGACUCAUCACAGUGGGAUUCGAUUAAUCCGCAAGAUGAUACUACCAUCGCUUCGGACACAAUACACUUUUCGAAAUGUCGGCCAGUUGUUUCAGAAGACGAUACCAUAAUUGAAGAGCUGAGUACCAAAGAGAGCUGUCAAGACACAUUGAAGGCUAAGAAAUGUAAUGGACGACAAAAGGUCGCAACGAUAUUGCGAAAUCCAAGCAUGCGGGAUCGAGAAAUUUUGCGCCAUCCUCGCAACAAGCUGAAUGCGCACACUGGCGGACCAGGUGAUCUAGUGCGCGCCUGCACACUCCAACUCGCUCAAGAUCAGAGCUCAACUUUUGCGCGCAACGUAGAGAAUUUCAUCUCCUGCACGAAGGAGUCACGCGAGGCAGCGCCACAGGUUGUUAUGCGCAACAUGCGUCAAUUCAUGAACGGCAUGAAAAACUAUCUGGUGAAGCAUGGUGAGGGUAAAUUCCAUCAGGAAGUGGAAGCGGCGCGUUCACGCCUCAAAGCAGACGAAUUCCUCAAUUUGGACGCCAUACUCGAGACUGUGAUGCAUCAACUGGUUGUGUUGCCGCUGCGCGAACAUCUCUACAGCAUGUUCGUGGACUACUAUAAGCGCUCAGAAGACAUACAACUGCUGGCGCAGAAUGUUAAAUAUGCCUGCGGACGCAGCGCGACUGAUUUUGGCAUACGCGCCACAGUGACCCCGCCAUCAUCAACUUCGUUGCAAAUAAUUUCAGCGCUGUUGCAGCGCUUGCAGGAGGCCGAACUGCCGCUGGACAAAUUAGAGCUCUUCCUCUGCGUCAUCUCGACUAUUUUUGAAGCAACUGGCUGUCAGCGCGGCCAACAGCUAGGCGCCGAUGACUUUCUGCCCGUAUUGGUGUAUGUGGUGGCCAAAUGUGGGUUUGUAGGCGCUGAAAUAGAGGCUGAAUUCAUGUGGGGACUACUGCAGCCGACAUUGCUGAGCGGUGAGGCGGGCUACUACUUGACAGCGCUCUGCAGUGCAGUGCACGUACUCAAGAGCUUCAUGGCUUCGGAGAACGAAAAUGGAACAGGCUCGCUCGAUUGGCGCUCCUCUUCGUUGCCCGCCUGCUCUUCGGUGCUCCGCGUCAUCAUACCCGACGAGUGCAAUGGCUCGCUGCAGACGCGUACAUUGCCCGUGCGACCACACACCACGACACGCGAAGUGUGCCGCAUUAUUGCGCAUAAGGCGCGCAUCACAAACCCGCAAGACUAUGCGCUCUUCAAGCUCGUCGAUGGCGAAGAAACGCUGCUGAAUGAUGUUGAAUGCCCGCAGGACGUGCGUUUCUCUUCCAAAGGCAAGCAUUGUAUGUUGGCGUACAAGCGUAUAGACGCUAAGAUUGCAUGGCCAACAGCGACAUACUAGGCGCGGAAGGCAGAAGGCAUUUGACAAGUGUAAAAAAAAAAACGAAAAUUCAAAUAGCGCGAAAUAAAGCUCAGUGGCUGCAGGCAUAGCGUAUUUUUUACAGUAAAAAUAAUUUAAGACCCUCGGCUUCAUAGGGACGAAGCAAAAACAACCAAUCUGAUAUUUAGUUAAGCAGAAGAUUAAUUUUAAUUAUAUAGUUUUAAUUAAAAUCGAAUCAUAAUGCACCAUUGCUCACUAACCAUUCUCAUAAAGGGGAGUGUAAGCAUAGAUAUCAUAAAAAUGUAUGUAAUAUUUACGAUUAUACUAAACAGUAUUGCGAUAGUUUAAAAUUUAAGCGAAACAAACAAACUUACAUACAUACAUACAUAGUAAUAUUUUAAAGUGUUCUAAGUAUACAAUUUAUAUGAAAAUUGUAUGUUUGUGUUAAGUGAGACUAACGAACUCUUACUGCUGAUUUCACCAGCAAUUUAAGUGGAAAAUGAUUUUUAAUUUUCUGUCAAUUUCCAUAUAAAAAUCAAAAUAUUAAAAUCAUUUUUCACUUAAAUUGUUUUCGUGAAAUUUGCUGUUAAUGUAGAAAUUCGAAUUAAUUUUGUACAAUUGACGAACACUACCAAUUGCGUUUACAAAUCAAAACAAAAAAACUUAAAAAAGAAAAACCAAAAUAAAUAAAAUAAUGAUGAAAAAACUUUAAAAUUCGUUCAUAGAAAUUAAUAUUUAAACGCGAUGUGAAUAAAGAAUUAUCUACAGUUUUCCUUUCAUUUUGAAAUUCAGGUAAACAACAAAAGCAUAGAAAAAAGUAAAAAAAAAAUCAGUUUCAGAAGACAAAUCAAAAUUUCUUAAAGGCAAUGUGAACAUAGCAUUAUAUAUAAUCUUAUCAAAUGCAGAAAAUCGGCAUAAAAAGCAUGUAAAGAACUAAAAAAUAUAAGCAUAUUUAAGAAGAAAUUUUAAAUUCUUGCAGGAAGUAUGAAAUUACCAUUUUAUUUGCACUUAUCAAACGCCAGGAAAUGGUAAAGUAAGUAAAAAUUAAAAGUAAAUACCUACAAUAAAACGCAAAAAAAGAAUACAAACUAAAUACUAAAUAAAAAAAAUAAUUUACGUAUAACUUCUUGUAAAACCAGAAAAUAAACCAAAAAUUUCAAAAAACAUUGCCGCUAUAUAAUCUUAUGCGGAAAAAGUAAUAAUCUAAUAUUUAAGAAGUUUUACCGAUAUCGCUUCCUUGUAAAUGAAAGAGAAAAAAGUUCUGUUUAAAGUUAAAAGCUUUU
Molecule: messenger RNA, 4696 nt
Organism: Rhagoletis zephyria (snowberry fruit fly)
Lineage: Eukaryota; Metazoa; Arthropoda; Insecta; Diptera; Tephritidae
Gene: spri
Product: Src homology 2 domain-containing protein sprint
Biological process (GO): vesicle-mediated transport; signal transduction
Cellular component (GO): endocytic vesicle; cytosol
Molecular function (GO): small GTPase binding; guanyl-nucleotide exchange factor activity
Source: RefSeq, a predicted model, not a curated record